Manihot esculenta (cassava) is the source of this 819-nucleotide messenger RNA. RefSeq lists its product as uncharacterized. The transcript has 4 exons. Bases 1 to 819 code for a protein of 272 amino acids. The record is from RefSeq and is a predicted model, not a curated record. NCBI's taxonomy places the organism in Eukaryota, Viridiplantae, Streptophyta, Magnoliopsida, Malpighiales, Euphorbiaceae.
AUGGCCGAGAUAAGGACAUUUCUAGGAAUGCGAAUGAGACAACAAAGGAAGUAUGACCUGUUUUCAAGCACUUACAAUCCGAGGUGGAGAGAUAAUCUAAACCUUAGCUAUAGGAAUAGACAACAGAACUUCCAGCCAAGAGUAAACUAUCAAAUUGCAAAAUCAGGAAAUGAAAUCGAGCAUACAGAAUUUAGAGAAUCAAAUGAGCUAACUUGCUACAUCAGUGAGCAAGCUGGAAUCUCAAGGAAAAUUGCCCUUUCAAACCGUGCUAAAUCCAAAAUAGAAUGCAAGCGCAAUUAUGCUGCGAAGUGUGAAGGAGUUAGAAUUUGCCAGCUUGAAGACGCUUGCCUAAGGCAGUAUGGCAAACCUGAUGGCAGAAGCAGAAAUAGAGAUUCCAGAAGAGAAACAGCCCCAAAAAUCAGAGGUAGAGCAGUCCCCAAUACAGUAACACGUCCUCCUUUUCCUGAAAGACUUGCACAAUCAAAAAGGUAUGCGAAAUUUCUAAAAGACCUUUGCACUGAUAAAAGAAAAUUGUAUGGGCAUGAAAAGAUUAAAGUAGGGGAGAAUGUGUCAGCUAAACUUCAAAGAAAGUUUCCACAAAAAUGUAAAGAUAAAUGCAUGUUUGCCAUAUCAUGUAAAGUUGAAAACCCUGAAGUCAAGAAGGCAAUGUAUGAUUUAGAAGCUUUCAUAAAUGUUAUGCCUCUGUCAAGUUAUUUAUCUUUGGAUGCAGGUCCUUUGAAACAAACAGGAAUCACACUUCAACUUGCCAAUAGAUCAAUAGUCUAUCCUAAAGGCGUGUUGGAGGAUGUUUUGGUCUAA